This is a messenger RNA of Entrophospora sp. SA101, 2172 nucleotides long. The record is from the annotation of a GenBank genome assembly. NCBI's taxonomy places the organism in Eukaryota, Fungi, Glomeromycota, Glomeromycetes, Entrophosporales, Entrophosporaceae.
AUGCACAAACUAUCACAUUUACGAAGACGUGGAUUACCAGCUGAUGCAAUAGGUGAAAUUAGCGAAGACGAGGAAGAGCCUACCACUCGAAAAGAAGUCGAUUUAAGUGACGACGAAGACGAGUACCAUUCUGGUUUUGAAGCCAAUAGCAGCAGUGAUGAAGACUCAGAUAUCAACAGUGAAAAUUCACAAAGUGAUUUUGAGAACGAGGACAAGAACAGUUUAAACUUGAAACAUUCAAGUAAUCCUGUCGGCAGUAACAAUAAUGGUCAUAAUGAGGAGGCGUCAAACAAAACCAUUUUAACAAAAAACAGAAAAAAUUCCAAUUCAAACCUUCAAAACAAUUGCCUAGAUACCGAUGAAAUUCACAAAACCGAUUCAAACAUAGUUGAUGACGAAUCUGAACAUGAUAAUAAUCAUAAUCAAUCGACAAAAACCACACAAACAAGGCAAGAUUAUAGGAAAAAACUUGCAGAGGACCCAUCAUACGUUCCUAAAUUUGGAUACUUUUGGGGUCAUGAUGACCGAUUUGUCAAGGAAGAAGCUGAAAAUCUUCAAGAUAAUAAUAACAAAUUUAGAAAAUUCCCAUCAAGAAAUAAAGGAGGGUUCAAAAAUCCCCCAACAGAAAAUCAAUGGGGACAUGAUGGAUAUGAAGAAUUGAUACGCAAAUCGUCAUUGGACCACCAUAACACUAACAACCACCGUCCCAACAGCAGUAACCAAUAUCACAAUAAUAGUCGGCAUCACAAUAAUAACUACCAUUACGAUGAUAACUACCAUCACAAUAAUAACUACUAUUACGAUGACAAUUACUAUUAUGAUAAUAACUACCGUCACGAUAAUCAUCACAAUUAUAGUAAUAACUACCGUCACGAUAAUAACUACUAUCACCGUUACGAUAAUAAUCACCGUCAUAAUAAUAACUAUCGUCAUGCUAAUGGAAAUAAUUAUAAUCAUAAAAAUAAAAGCGCCUCAUACGAUGAAGAUUUUAACGAUGAUGAUGUAGUUAAGAAAAAAGAACCUUUACAAAAUGAUAUUUCACCUUUAAAGGACGAAGCGGUUGAGAAGAAAGACGCUAUAAAUGAAUUGGAAAUUGCAUCCAAUGAAGAAGAUGCUCCAGAAAUAACUACAUGUAUCCAUCAAGAAAAGGAAAUUGAUAAUGUUGAGCAAAAAGAAAUGAAAAAUACGAAUAUGAAAUCUAUCGAAUCAAAAAAUAACGCAAGUACCCAACCAGUUGAACCAUCUACUACCUCAACAGCAUCUUCAUCCAAAAGAUAUUCUUCAAGAAGGGAUACUGAGAUAGUUACUCAUAAGCACCAACAAUCAUCAAAUGGAAAAAUGGACAAGAAAAAAAUGUGGUCCUUGGAUGAUUUUGAACUUGGUGCUCUGCUUGGAAGUGGAAGAUAUGGAAAGGUUUAUAAAGCGAAUGAAAAGUUAAGCGGUAAAACUGUUGCAAUAAAAUUGUUAUACAAAAAAGAAAUAAGAGAUGCUAAAAUGGAAGACCAAUUGAGACGCGAGGUUGAGAUUCAAGUUAGUUUAAGACACCCCAAUAUUCUUCGUUUAUAUGGAUAUUUCUUUGAUGAGAAACACGUAUGCUUAAUCCUGGAAUUUGCUGAAAAAGGUGAAUUAUAUAAUAGUCUAAAAAAAUAUGGUAAAUUCCCUGAACGAAAAGCUGCACGUUACGUUUCUCAAAUAUCAGAUGCUUUGAUUUAUCUCCAAAAGAACCAUAUAAUUCACCGAGAUAUGAAACCGGAAAAUAUACUGUUGGCAGCUGAUGGCAGAAUCAAGAUAUCAGAUUUUGGAUGGGCUGUUCAACAUACCAAUCCUGAUGUAAGACGCCAAACCUUUUGUGGCACUCUUGAUUAUAUGGCUCCUGAAAUGAUUAGAACUAAAGAAGGUUAUGAUUUGAAAGUUGAUUCAUGGGCUCUUGGUGUCUUGUGCUAUGAAUUUUUGAUUGGAGCACCACCAUUUGCAGAUUCACCUAAUACAUAUGAAACUUUUGAGAGAAUAGUGAGGGUUGACUUCCAAUUUCCUGAUGAACUAUCGCCCGAGGCUAAAGAUUUAAUUUCUUCGCUAUUAUGUCGAGAUCCUAAACAACGUAUACCACUUGAAGACGUUAGUAAACAUCCUUGGAUUGUGAAAAAUUUAAAGUAUUUGAAAUCAUUAAGUUAA